UGGGUGAUUGCUGCCUCGGGUGGUGAUUGCUGCCUCGGUGGGUGAUUGCUGCCUCGGUGGGUGAUUGCUUCCUCGGUGGGUGAUUGCUGCCUCGGUGGGUGAUUGCUGCCUCGGUGGGUGAUUGCUGCCUCGGUGGGUGAUUGCUGCCUCGGUGGGUGAUUGCUGGCUCGGUGGGUGAUUGCUGCCGCGGUGGGUGAUUGCUGCCUCGGUGGGUGAUUGCUGCCUCGGUGGGUGAUUGCUGCCUCGGUGGGUGAUUGCUGCUCGGUGGGUGAUUGCUGCCUCGGUGGGUGAUUGCUGCCUCGGUGGGUGAUUGCUGCCUCGGUGGGUUAUUGCUGCCUUGGUGGGUGAUUGCUGCCUCGGUGGGUGAUUGCUGCCUCGAUGGGUGGUUGCUGCCUCGGUGGGUGAUUGCUGCCUCGGUGGGUGAUUGCUGCCUCGGU
Molecule: messenger RNA, 437 nt
Organism: Closterium sp. NIES-67
Lineage: Eukaryota; Viridiplantae; Streptophyta; Zygnematophyceae; Desmidiales; Closteriaceae
Source: the annotation of a GenBank genome assembly